AUGAUUGCACGCAAAGCUGGAGCGGCUUUAGCUGCCGGUUGUACACUUCUUGUCAAGCCAGCCUCGGACACUCCACUAAGUGCACUCGCCCUCGCACAGACCGGAGAAGAAGCCGGACUCCCUCCUGGUGUUUUCAACGUGUUACCUGCUGAUCACAAACACACUACAGAAAUGUCUAAAUACUUAUGUGAAAGCACCGAUGUAGAUGUCAUAAGUUUUACUGGAAGCACUGCUGUGGGAAAGCUCCUUCUUGCCCAGUCGGCUUCUACUGUGAAGCGAGUAUGUCUGGAACUGGGUGGUUCAGCCCCUUUCCUGGUUUUUGACUCAGCUGAUUUGGACGUCGCAAUCAAGGGAGCAAUGGGAGCAAAGUUCCGUGGUUCGGGCCAAACUUGUGUGGCAGCAAAUCGAUUCUUUGUGCAACAGAAGAUCCACGAUGACUUUGUCACGAAAAUGACGGUCGCGAUGAAGGGAUUAGUUGUUGGCGAUGGGAUGAAUCCAAAGACCACCAUAGGCCCUAUGAUCAAUGAGAAUGCUGUCAAAAAGUGGAUAAUACGAGAAAAGACAAAUGAUUUCCAACCCAACGCUGCUGACAAAUGUCACGAACGAGAUGGACAUUGCACAUACGGAAAUAUUUGGUCCCGUGGUUGCUAUUCGAAAUUCCACCUGAUGAAAGCCUUCGCCGACUCAGUGCAGCUAAUACACCGCAGGGUCUGGCUGAUAGCGUCCUCCAGCAGAGAUCCGCUCAAAAUCUACCGUUGUCACGCGGUUCGACUUCAGUCGGAAAUGGUCGAGUUAAUGAAAAUACGCUUAGGCCUAAUGUCAUGCGCUGAAGCUGCCUUUGGAGGUGUCAAGGAAAGCGGCUUAGGCAGAGAAGGCGCAGCGCAAGGUAUUGAUGAGUUCACCCAAUGGAAGUAUAUUUGCACACAGCACUGA
Molecule: messenger RNA, 933 nt
Organism: Ostertagia ostertagi
Lineage: Eukaryota; Metazoa; Nematoda; Chromadorea; Rhabditida; Trichostrongylidae
Source: the annotation of a GenBank genome assembly